Ogataea haglerorum is the source of this 2319-nucleotide messenger RNA. RefSeq lists its product as uncharacterized. Gene Ontology annotation, cellular component: COG complex. The transcript has a single exon. The coding region runs from base 1 to 2319 and encodes 772 amino acids. Gene Ontology annotation, biological process: intra-Golgi vesicle-mediated transport. Lineage: Eukaryota; Fungi; Ascomycota; Pichiomycetes; Pichiales; Pichiaceae. The record is from RefSeq and is a predicted model, not a curated record.
AUGGAUUUUGUAUUUGACGCCUAUGACAACUACAGCGGUGACUCCCCGGCAAGCUCGCUGCCCGUACCGUCUGCACCCCUCAAGAUACCGAAUAUCCCACUUCAAGGAGAUCUGACCCGCAAAUUCUCGAAUUUGAGCAUCUUAAAUCACAUAAAGCCGAGAAAUAAAGACAAGCACCAAGACGAAGACACGGCCGCUUUCCGCUAUGCCAAAACCUCGCUAGAUCUUCUCAACGCAAACAAUGAGCCUUUGGUUCCCUUAGAGCUCACGGCGGAAACUACAGACUCCAAUGUGCUUGCCGGACGCUUGAGUCGAGUUCUGAAUCAAUCCAAUUUUGAUUCUACUAUCCGUCAGUCGCUGGUAAUGCUUCAAUCGCGAACUGAAGAACGUGACGCAUCAUCUGAUGGGAAUAUCGAUUACAAGAACCUGACGAGUCCGAAUAUGCUGGGGUCCAUUGCUCGCCGCAAAUUACGAGGCGACGUAGAGAGCGAGCUUUUGCGUCAGCAUUUCCAGUCGCUGAAGAAAUUCCAUCUGGUGGUCAAGAAACUGAACGUGAUCAAACAGGACCUGGAUGAUUUGAAUUCCUGUUAUGAUGAAAUUGAUGGGAAAUUGAGCGAGAGUUUGCAGGAUACGGCAGAAUACAAAAAAGAAGUCAAAGAGCUAAUUCAAAAACGCGACUUGGUGAAGAUCAAGAAGAGCUUGUUGGCUGGAUUUCGCUCUAACUUCACUCUGAGUGCAUAUGAGGAACACGUUCUGCGCAACGGGGAUGUUGAUCAAGAGUUCUUCAAUGUGGUUCAGAAAGUUGAGAAGAUAUAUGCGAAUUGUGACAUUCUGCUUAGUAUGAACAAUGACAAGCUGGGAAUCAGCAUUAUGAACCAAAUGUCGAGUCAUCUUCAGCAGGCCAACGAGAGAAUCUCAAAUUUCCUGCGCAAGACUCUCAAUUCGAUCUAUGUUCAAAACGACUUCGUAAAGAACCCAGACUCCAUUGCCAAUUUUCAGCGUGCACUCGUGUCUGUUCUUUCGAAAAAUAAAGACGAGUUUGACUCCAUUGUGAGCGAUAUUAUAGAAAGCAGGUCUCGAGUUGUUAGUGAGGAAUUCAUGUCACAGCUGAACGGCUACUCGGACGAAAUCCGUUCGAAGCCAAACAAAUCACUUAUUAUCUCAUCGUAUGACUCGAAAAGAUAUGUGAGCGACGUGCUUGCUUAUCUUCAUACUGUCAUUGCAAAUGAGCUCGAGAUGGUUGAGAGCUUGUUUACAUUUGAUCAAGAGGUGUCGGCUGACCUUAUGCCGGUGAUUCGCACAGUAGUUAAUAAGGUGCUUGGAUCUUUGAAUCGACCAUUCAAAAGCAAUUACAAAACUAUCCUGAGACAGGAAACUAAGCCGGGAGUUGUUGUCGAGCUCUAUCAGCUUUUGGAUCUUUACAAGCAUAUGUUCGAGAAGUUGACUCAAGGCAAUAGUCUUAUUGAAAGCUUGUCAGAAUUGCAAGAAGACUCGUUCAAAAGAUUGCUAACUCUCGUUUCCCUGAAAAUAAGAGAAAUCAAAGUUGAGUCAGAAGUUGAAGAGAUCGAUGAAGAAGUUCUUGGUCUGCCAGACUGGCUAAUGGACUUCUACUCUGAGUUUCUGGGCAUAUUUGAUUACCACAACAAUGCAGACAAAACGUUUCUCAACGUUGAUAAAUCAGAGGAAAACGAGCUGAUCACACUUCUGGUAGAUGAGCCGCUGGAGUUACUGAACUCGAUUUCAAGCAAGCUGGAUUUCCCCAAAAAGUCUAAGAAAAUCUUCAUGAUCAAUUGUCUAGAUUUCAUGCUUUCCAAAAUUGAGCUGGUCUCGGUUCUAUCUUCCAAAGCUGUAUUCAUCCAGGAAAUGCUUGAGCAAACCGUUCAAUCACUCAUAAUUGACGAGUUCAACCAGCUGCUCAAAAAUUCAGGACUGUUCGAUAUUUACAAUCUUGUGAACAUGAUUUACAAGCUUGAGGAUGAUUUCUUCGACGUUUCAUUGUACGAGCCAAUCAUAGAAAACAAACUCUUCAACGUUGCUACAUUUCAGCAAGCAGAUAUGAAGCUUCAAGAGUUCUUGGUGGGAUAUUUGGUUUCGAAUGAGCUAAACAAACUGAUCUCCCCAACACUCCUCAAUACCAUAUUCAUCACCUCGUCCCUCAAAUUCGUCAAGUUCUAUCGCAAACUCCUACUCAUCGUGGGUGAGUAUUUGAAGGACGAUGAUGAUCAACUUAUCAGCGUGUUCCGCUGGGAUGACACGCACGUUGCUACACUUCUGGGUGUGGAAGAACCAUACGAGCGUGAGAGAGACAUAAUUGACUAG